UUUUCAUUUUAACAGCAACUGUUGCAAAGCGAUUGCCAUGGUGAUCUGAGGGAGGAAUCACAAGUGAUUGUUAAUUGAGAGAAAGGAACUACUGUUCAUGUGAAUUCAAGACCUCGGUCACAGAAAAUCUAUGCUGCUCCGAACUCAACAAACCUAAAAAUGGUCGAGGAAAAUCCAACUGAAAUCAAUGUGCUUAGCGAAGAUGUUUCGAAUGCAAAGCCGCUACAAUCUGAGAUUAAACAGGAUGACAAUAACCGUCCUGCAAGAAGUGACUCUGAAAGAAUAAAAACCAGAAAGAAGAUGUACUGUAUCAUUGCGGUCCUUCUGUUUAUCGUUGUUAUUAUUUGUAUUGGAGCAAUUCUCCAUCUGUUUCAGAGAUGUAGUGCCUGUGUGUUUCAUCAGAAUGCAGGAGUAGCUUCAGAUGGAGAACCUUGUUCUAAAAUUGGCAGUGACGUGUUCUGUAAGAAAAACAGCAACCAAAUUUUAAGCGAGAACGACAUAAUAUAUUUUCCAAAGUUAGCGAACACACUGCAAAUGAUAGCAGACAUAGGACCGAAUGCAUUCUAUGAUGGGCCCAUUGCAGAUGAUAUUGUUAAGUAUGUCAGUCAAUCAGGUGGACAAAUUUCUCACAAUGAUCUGAAACAGUAUAAAGCGAACAAGGAGACACCAAUAAAUGUGACUGUUGAUGGAUAUACACUGUAUGUUCCAGGUGCCCCAUCUGGAGGACCAGUGCUUGCACUCAUUCUGAAAAUUCUUGAAGGGUAUAACUUUUCCCGAGAAAGUGUUUCUACACGGGAAAAGAAAGUCUUGACAUACCAUAGAAUUAUCGAAGCUUUCAAAUUUGCAUUUGCGGAGAGAAGCAAUUUGGAGUAUCCAACAUCGAGUGACCAUACAAAGACAAACAUUUCCGACAAUGUUUUCUCAUUAUAA
This is a messenger RNA of Rhincodon typus (whale shark), 930 nucleotides long. RefSeq names its product glutathione hydrolase 1 proenzyme-like. Gene Ontology annotation, molecular function: glutathione gamma-glutamate hydrolase. The coding region runs from base 160 to 930 and encodes 256 amino acids. Gene Ontology annotation, cellular component: plasma membrane. Gene Ontology annotation, biological process: regulation of inflammatory response; regulation of immune system process; peptide modification. The record is from RefSeq and is a predicted model, not a curated record. The transcript is spliced from 6 exons. Lineage: Eukaryota; Metazoa; Chordata; Chondrichthyes; Orectolobiformes; Rhincodontidae.